This is a messenger RNA of Ruditapes philippinarum (Manila clam), 2417 nucleotides long. Its product is annotated as zinc finger protein Xfin-like. The record is from RefSeq and is a predicted model, not a curated record. The coding region runs from base 102 to 1532 and encodes 476 amino acids. NCBI's taxonomy places the organism in Eukaryota, Metazoa, Mollusca, Bivalvia, Venerida, Veneridae. The transcript has 5 exons.
GGUAUUUAGGUCACUGUAACACUUAACAAAGACACCGCACCGCGGCCAUUUGUUUACAAAAUUUCAUUUCGAAGAUGUUCGGAUAAGUUUUCGCUUUAAAGAUGAUGAAUGCAGAGACAAGGGAGAAAACUGGUGCAGUUCCUCUUCCGGCAACAUCCGGUCCUCGUCCGUACCGUUGUGAUAUCUGCCAGAGGUCGUUCAGAGAGGUCGCCACAUUACGAAAGCACGAGCAGCUUCAUCGUGCCGAUCGGCCCUAUAUCUGUACAACAUGCGGAAAAUCUUUUCUGUGGUCAUCAAACCUGAAGGUGCAUGAACGUGUUCACACAGGCGAGAGGCCAUAUAAAUGUAAAAUAUGUCAUAGAUGUUUCACACAGUCAAAUGAUUUGAGAAGACAUGAGAGAAAUGUACAUAUGCGAGGCAAGUUGUACAGUUACAAAACACCUGUUGGACGUCCGGUCCCGCCUGCGGCCCCAAAUCCAGGACAGAUGAAUUUAGCGGCUUAUCAAGCAUUUGCUCUUCAGCAACGAGCCAUUUUACAACAUGCUUUAACAUACGAAAGUAUAAUGCAGAAUUCAGUUGCUAUGACAACUGCAUCCCACUACCUCCAGCACACAGACCGGUCACUAGCCAGUUUGUCUGCGAUGAACGAUAAUGAUGUAAGUACCGUAUCUACCUCAGCUAAUGGUGCACACUCAAGCCAUGACAAACAAGAAGACCUUGAUCUACCUCAUAACGAUGAUCGUCCUCUAAAAUUAGAACAGGUAACGCCACCUCCUGGCAGUCAUCUACCGUAUGACAGACAGGAACAACGUAACAAUGAUGACACUCACAGCCCAGGUCAGUCACGUUACUCACCUGCGUCAAACAAAACACACUCACCAACUACAAUGUCAGCUACCUCACCGUACGCAAACAUGAACGGACACAAUGGUUCUCAGUUAGAAUCUCCAGAAAGGAAGAAAGAUGACCGACCUUACUCCCAGGAAUCCCAUGCUUCAGAAUAUCCCAAGUACUUCAACUACCCGGACCAGCAUGCAGCACUACAGCGCAGCUAUCACUCUGCAUUCAACUCCACACACAACCACUCGGACAGUGUCAUGGACCUGCGAGUAAACAAGUCUCUAUCUAGCGUAGAGUCAGAAGAUGGCGAACUUGAUUGGAAGGCCAGAAACUCUUCAACACUGUCGUCAAAGAGUCCGGAUUCCGAGUCCGAGAGUGAUUCUAAAAGAGAUGUGACGACGACGUCGUAUACACCGACUGUGGAUUCAGGGAUUCACCAUUGUCAGCAUUGUAACAUCUUUUUUCACGAUUUCACCAUGUACAAUCUGCACCAGAGUCUUCACUCACCGGUUGACGAGGACCCGUUCAUGUGUCCGUCUUGUCUGAAGAGAUGUCAGGAUCGGAUAGAGUUCAUGUUUCAUAUAGUCUGGCACGUAAAGUAUCCGCACACUAUACCGAAAUAUCAGUCGUUUAAAGAGAGCUACCUGAUCACUGAACCGGAUGAUAAUGAUGUAGAUCACAACGCUGACUAAAUUAUCCAAGCUGGCCAUGUUGAAUGUUGGGUUACACAGACGAUUGUUGCAGGUAUUGUUACAAGAUAGUUUACAUCAAGCAGGUAUUUUACCAGGUGUUUGUUGUCAGUGUGUAACAGAGCUGGUGGUUUUUUUUAAAUUUUAUUUUUGAUAUAUGUAAAAUGUGAUGACGAUGACUACCUCCUUAUAAUAAAAAACCUUUAUAUAAAUAUACAAUGUAAAAUGUGUACAAAGAAAUCUUAGAAAUCAAUUUCUUGAUACUGAAGUCAUGUGUUAGCUAAAUUUUAAAUUUGUUGAAUUUUUAUUUGAUCAGAAAAAAAUUAAUUUGUGUUAAAUAAAGAAAUUCAAAAUUUAUUUGAAGAAUUAAUUCAUACUGAAUAAAAAAGUGUGAUUUGUAAUUAUUUAGAAAGUUAUAUUUUUGAUUCAUCGACAAAUGUAAAUGAUAUAUCUUAAAUCUAUAGGUGUAAACAGAUAGCUGAAGUUAAACUUGUGAGAUGUUUUUGUUUUGUUAUAAAAUCUUUUUCUUCUAAGUGAUAUAUAUUUUGAUUUAAUCUGGACACAUGAUGACUCAAACAUUACUUCACAAUUAUAACUGUCCCCCAGUCAUUAACUUUAUAUAUUUGUCUACAACAUGGACAUGUAUGUAGUUAUAUUUACAUCUCGUACGUUUCUCUUUAGUUAUUUUGUUAAUUACCUGAUAUUACGAUCGACAGGUACUUGCUUAAUUACCUCGUUGUCUGUGUAUAUUCAAUGUAACAUUGUUUAAUAAAUAAAUAAAACAUGGUGCGAUGAUUUAGGGAAGGAUUGAAGGUGGCGACGUUUAAUGUCGUACAAGGUCACGGUCACUCGGAAGUUUUCAUUACUUGAUAAUGAUCUACCUCAAAA